AUGCAGACCGUUGACCAAUCCACUACUAGAACGGCCGCCGAAGACGAUGGCAUCGAUCAAAUAGGCUCAGACACCCCGCGAUCCGGCAUUGCGACGCCUCAACCCGACCCCCACGACAAGCGCCUCCCAGGGAUCAUGAGCUACUUCGGUCAGGUUCGUCAAGACCCUUCUACAGCCGUUCCGCCUUCUUCCCUCGACGCCUGGCAGCACAAUGCCCAAGCCACCUCCCAAACUCCCCAGAUUGCCCUCACAGCUGCCCACGAUGCCACAGCCACCGCCGAUGCUCCAGCCGCCGAUGGCGAUGAUCAGGCUCCGUCUCCGGCCUCCGAGGGGAUACAAAUGCUCCCACCACCCCUCCCACAGGCCGCUGCACCGCCUUCUUCCUCGUCCUCCUUGAGCAUCUCUGCUCCUUCCGAUGCAUCGGCGGUCGCACAUCCUCCCGUCCCUGUGGCUGCCAAGUCGGGUCCCACACAGCACCUCACAACAAACAUCCAUCCAUAUCCCACCCCUCCACCGUCACAGCCUUGCUCGUCUGCAAGUUCAGCCAUACAUGUUUUAAGCAGUCGCUCGCAAGAAAGUGCACCCGCUGGUCGGUCUGCUUCUCUUGCUGCUAAUGCCAUGGGCGCCCUUCAGCAGCUGCCGCUCCCUACCCGUGGCGUCCACUCUCUAGACGAGAGUCGCGCCCAGCCUUCCCAUGCUCAUGACACUACACUUUCUAAUUCUUCUAAUUCUGCUUCUACUACUUCCUCAACCACUCAAACGGCUAGCAAAUGGUUUUCUCUUGAUGGGCUCAAAGAGCUAACACGUUCUAUCAUCUUCAAGAGCGGUCCUCCUACCCCGACCAGAGCUCUCUCGACCGCCCGCCCUUCGCUGUCGGACGGCAAAGAUACAGUCUACCGCGCCAGCAACGAUGGCGCCGAGACCAGCGGGACGCAAACCCCUCGCUCUACUGGCGCCCAGGUCCCCGCCGCUCGUGGCAAGCUAACAGUCAAGGUCUCCGAGGCCCGCGGCCUGCGCAAGUGCCACGACCCCUACGUCGUUGCCGUCUUCCAGCGCUCCGAGCUCAUCUCGGGCGGUCCUCGACCUUCCGAGGACGAAGAGCCUCUCAACGUUGCACAAGCUGCCAUUGGCGGCAUCCCUAUCCAACGAUCAGCAAGUGACUCAGGUCGGCCCAUGGCGAUUCCCAUGCGCAGUCGUCAAAGUAGCAACACCAGCAUCACCGAUUAUAACACAUUUCGCAACCGCAACGGUCGCCAAGCUUCGCUCACACACCCCAAAUGGGAUGCUGAGGCCGUAUUUGAUGUUGUCGACUCGGGCUCCUUGGUCGAUGUAUCUAUCUACGACCACACUCCCAGCGGUGAAAAGUUCCUCGGUCAUGUCAAGUUUGAAGCUCCCAGGGAAAAGGAGACGCUGGUCCGCGGCUGGUUUCCCCUCAAGGGCCACGUCAACACCGUUGACGAGGACGCGCCAACUGGAGAGGUGUAUGUCGAAGCUCUGUAUCAACGCACCGAAAAGAAGCACUACGGCCCCAGCGAUUUCGAGAUUCUGAAGCUGAUCGGCAAGGGGACGUUCGGUCAAGUCUACCAGGUUCGCAAAAGGGAUACGCAGCGUAUCUACGCCAUGAAGGUACUGCAGAAGAAGGUCAUUGUACAGAAGAAGGAGGUGGCCCAUACCGUUGGCGAGCGCAAUAUUCUAGUUCGCACUGCCACCUCAGACUCUCCUUUCAUUGUCGGCCUCAAAUUCUCCUUCCAAACCCCCUCGGAACUAUACCUGGUCACCGACUACAUGUCCGGCGGCGAGCUCUUCUGGCACUUGCAAAAAGAGGGCCGUUUCGACGAGAGACGUGCCAAGUUUUAUAUUGCAGAGCUGAUUCUCGCCAUUCAACACCUCCACAACAAUGACAUUGUCUACCGCGAUCUGAAGCCUGAAAACAUUCUCCUUGAUGCCAACGGUCACAUUGCGCUUUGCGACUUUGGUCUCUCCAAGGCCAACCUCACAAAGAACGACACUACAAACACGUUCUGUGGCACUACCGAGUAUCUCGCCCCCGAGGUGCUUCUGGAUGAGUCUGGCUACACCAAGAUGGUGGACUUUUGGUCACUUGGUGUCUUGGUCUUUGAGAUGUGCUGUGGUUGGAGCCCGUUCUACGCCGAGGACACUCAACAAAUGUACAAGAACAUCGCCUUUGGGAAAGUCCGCUUCCCCCGAGACACGCUGUCGCAAGAGGGCCGUAACUUCGUCAAGGGCUUGCUCAACAGAAAUCCCAAGCAUCGCCUUGGUGCCACAGACGACGCGGAGGAGCUGAAACAGCACCCAUUCUUUAAUGACAUUGACUGGACGCUCCUCACGCAAAAGCGUAUCGCUCCACCAUUCAAGCCCAAGCUCAAGUCUGAAACCGACGUGUCCUAUUUCGACCCGGAGUUCACCACGGCCUUGGACCAGAAUGGAUCUCUCAACGAGCGCGCCGCUGCCCUCGCCCGAGGCUACGCUGCCUCAACACCCCUCUCGCCGUCGGUGCAAGCCAACUUCCAGGGUUUUACAUUUGUAGACGAGAGUGCGCUAGACGAUCACAUGCGUGACCGUGUGCACCCCGAUGAUGAGGAGAUGGAUGACGCGGGCCACCACACAAACGGCAACGACUUUGACGACUGGGACAAUAUCGAUGACUUUGAUGUAAGGCAGGGUAACAGAAUGAGUGGCAUCGUGCGCACUUCAACCCACGACGAGCAAAUGGUGGGAGGACACUUUGAUGAUUAA
Messenger RNA from Cordyceps fumosorosea ARSEF 2679, 2757 nucleotides. Its product is annotated as serine/threonine-protein kinase sck1. The transcript is spliced from 2 exons. Bases 1 to 2757 code for a protein of 918 amino acids. Gene Ontology annotation, molecular function: ATP binding; protein serine/threonine kinase activity. Gene Ontology annotation, biological process: protein phosphorylation. Lineage: Eukaryota; Fungi; Ascomycota; Sordariomycetes; Hypocreales; Cordycipitaceae. The record is from RefSeq and is a predicted model, not a curated record.